UCCGCGCGGGCGGAGCGGGAGCGGCACCCGCGGCGGCGGCGGCCCGGCAACAUGGGCUGGAGCUGACAGCGCCCGACCCGCAGACUCCGAGCGCAGCCGGCGGCGAAGGGAAAAGUUGCCGUGUCUGCCCGGGGAAACUUUCUGCCGCCGAGGCGGGGAGGGGGGCGGCGGAGCCCAGCCCAGCCCAGCCCAGCCCAGCCGUCCGGUGCGGUCCCUGCGCGGCGGGGCGCGUUGCGCUGCUGCUGAGGCGGCGCGGGGGCCAUGCCCGCCGCCAGCCUGCUGCCGCUCUUCGGUAGCGCGGCGGGGCCGGGGGCGCUGGGCGGCCCCGCGGGCGGCGGCGCGGGCGGCGGGGGCAGGAAGGCGGCGGGCCCCGGCGCGUUCCGGCUGACGGAGAAGUUCGUGCUGCUGCUGGUGUUCAGCGCCUUCAUCACCCUCUGCUUCGGGGCCAUCUUCUUCCUGCCCGACUCCUCCAAGCUCCUCAGCGGCGUCUUCUUUCACUCGGCCGCCCUGCAGCCGCCGCCGCCCGGCGGGCAGCCCCGAGCCCCGCCGCAGCUGGGGGGCGGCCCGGCGGCGGCGCCGGCGGCCGCGGGCGGAACGGGCAGCCUGGAGCGGAUCCGCGCGGACCACGAGCGGGCUCUGCGGGAGGCGAAGGAGACGCUGCAGAAGCUGCCCGAGGAGAUCCGCAGGGACAUCCGCCAGGACAAGGAGAAACUUCUGCAGGACGCCCGCGGCAGGAAGGAAGCGGGCGCCCCUGGGCUGCCCCAGCUCCUCUUCCGCCAGCCCGUCGGCGCCGUGGGGCAGGAGCCCGCCGACCCCACCGUCCGGCAGAGGAGGGCCAAAAUCAAAGAGAUGAUGAAACAUGCCUGGGAUAAUUAUAAGCGUUACGCAUGGGGAUUAAAUGAACUGAAACCCAUAUCUAAGCAAGGACAUUCAAGCAAUUUAUUUGGUAACAUUCAAGGAGCAACAAUAGUGGAUGCCCUUGAUACACUGUAUAUCAUGGAAAUGAAAGAGGAGUUCAAGGAAGCCAAGGAAUGGGUUGAAAAAAACUUAGAUUUCAAUGUGAAUGCUGAAAUUUCGGUAUUUGAGGUGAACAUCCGUUUUGUUGGUGGAUUACUUUCAGCUUACUAUCUUUCAGGAGAAGAGGUUUUCCGAAAAAAGGCAGUGGAACUUGGGGAGAAAUUGCUACCUGCUUUCAACACUCCCACUGGGAUACCUUGGGCACUGCUUAAUAUUAAGAGUGGAAUCGGUCGAAAUUGGCCAUGGGCCUCUGGCGGCAGCAGCAUUUUGGCAGAGUUUGGGACUUUGCAUCUGGAGUUUGUGCAUUUGAGCCACCUGUCUGGAAACCCUGUCUUUGCUGAAAAGGUAAUGAAUAUUCGAAAAGUUCUAAAUCGACUGGAUAAACCAGAGGGCCUUUACCCCAACUAUCUGAAUCCCAGCAGUGGCCAGUGGGGCCAACAUCACGUCUCCAUUGGAGGGCUUGGGGAUAGCUUUUAUGAGUAUUUGCUCAAGGCAUGGCUGAUGUCAGACAAGACCGAUGAAGAAGGCAAGAGAAUGUAUUAUGAUGCUGUUCAGGCCAUAGAGACCCAUCUCAUUCGCAAAUCAAGCGGCGGACUGACAUACAUCGCUGAGUGGAAGGGUGGACUGCUUGAACACAAGAUGGGACACCUGACUUGUUUUGCUGGAGGCAUGUUUGCUCUCGGAGCAGAUGGAGCACCCAGUGACAAGACGGGCCAUCACAUCGAGCUUGGUGCUGAAAUUGCCAGGACUUGCCAUGAAUCCUAUGACCGGACAAGCAUGAAACUGGGACCAGAAGCCUUCAGAUUUGAUGGUGGUGUUGAGGCCAUUGCUACAAGACAAAAUGAAAAAUACUACAUCCUACGACCAGAGGUCAUAGAGACCUACAUGUACAUGUGGCGCCUCACUCAUGACCCGAAGUACAGGCAGUGGGGAUGGGAAGCUGUAGAGGCACUGGAAAAACAUUGCAGAGUAGAUGGUGGCUAUUCUGGCCUUAGAGAUGUUUAUAACAAUCAUGAAAGCCAUGACGAUGUGCAGCAAAGUUUCUUCCUUUCAGAGACACUCAAGUACUUGUAUUUGCUGUUUUCUGAAGAUGAUCUUCUUCCAUUCGAUCACUGGGUCUUCAACACAGAGGCUCAUCCUCUCCCUGUUCUUCAGAAGGAUGAUGGGAAUAAAGAAGAAAAUGAGAAAUAGAUGAAGUUAAACUUUGUUUCAUUCCUUAUGUUUCUUUCCAGGACUUGGGCACAUAGUUUAGUUUUAAAUUCCCAAGUUAAAUUUAUAAAUCAAGUGUUUUGCAGUCUGUUUUCUUGAACAGAAAAUAUUUAUGAAUGGACCCCAACUGAUUAUGAUAAAACUUAAUUCCUUUUAUCCAGCUGAACCACUUCUUAGAAGAGAAACAGGACAUCCCUCCAGAUUGUGUUAGGCUGCACUGCCAUCUUGGCCAAAAAGAGCAGAGGGUCUGCAUGUUGUUUCCUCUUAUGCUUUUAAUUUGACUGCAAAAUUCUCUUCUCCUCUGUGAGGAGAUGCCUGCUUUAAGCUGUAAUAUUUUGCCAUGUUGCAAAAAGCCAUAUUGAAUUAAGUAUAAAGAACUUUUUUGGUUUUGUUUUUGUUCUAUGUUAAUUUGUAUUGUGUGUCAUUCAAGACAAAUCUUGUGACUGUGACAGCCUCUUCUUAUGCGGGUCUAUCAUUACUGGGUAAAGUAUCUGAUGUAUUUCAUUGUCAACAAAGUCAACAUAGGAAUAUUUUCAUCUCAUGCAGACACAACUCUGAAACUGCAGUAUACCUUGAAGUUAGUCUAAACUUAGUUUUUAUGAAUUUAGCACAUUAGUUAGCAGACCUUAGUUUUCCAGGUUUUGAUUAGAAUAUUGUAGUAGAAUAAAUUGUUUCCUCUCUUUUCUAAGUGGUGUUAUUCUCAUGGCUUUUGUCAGGCUACUAUGGGAUAAAAUAAGAGUAAUUUCUUGCUAAGUAAAAGGGAUUCUUAACUUCUUUCUUUCGUUAGUCCAGUGGCUUGCAUUUGGUUGGAUGGUAAAAAGACAAAGGAAUAAUACUCAAGGCCAUUCUUUUGGAAAUGCAGCUGAGCAUUAUACCAGAGACAAUUUAUUUGGUUUUCAGGGACUUUGUCAAACAUUCAGAUCGGUUUAGACUUCACAUCAGACAGUAGUUUGUCAUGAAACAGUUAAAUUCAUCUACAUGAAUAAAAUUAGAUGUUCAGAUGGCUUGAAGAAAACUUGUGUCCGUAUAAGAUUAUAAUCAUUCAGACAGGGAAUUACCCAAUGUAGAACUAAAACUUUGUGAAAGCACCAAGUCUGUCUUCUCCAAGUGACAGAAGUGCAGUGUGCUUAAAAUUAUUCCCUAGAACAGAGGCCUGGCUUACUAAGAAAGGUGACAGCUUUGCCAAAAAUGUUUUACUUUGUGGCAUCACCAAAGGGAAAAAAAAAUGAGGUACAAUGUAUAGUUUAGAGUGGUUUAUGUGAUUAAGUCUACCUAUGUUUUCAUUUAGUGACAGGAUGACUUUCAUACAUUUUUUGUAGGUUAUAACACCUGCUUCCCAUUUUGAGAAAGCACAUUAUUCACUGAUUGGACUGCAGCAAAACAAAUAUGGUUCUGAACAGUAAUCUUCUUUAAAGGUAUUAAGAUAGCUCACAUGUCCAGCAUAGUACCCACAGCUGAGGAAGCACAUUUGUUUGUUCGUUCCUUACAGAGUACAUUUUUUCUAUACUGCUAGAGGUCUGCAUAAGUUUUCUUAGGUAGAAGUCAAGAGCAAAGAUAACUGAUUACAUUUUUAUUUAUUUAUAUAUAUGUGUGUGUGUGUGUGUAUAUAUAUACACACGUAGCAGCUUUAGGCUGACCCAUAAACUUGACCCUCUGGAGUCUGUAAAGAACAGCACUGCCCAUCUGCUUCCCUUGCAGACAGUGAAGGUGGAAUGUGCUACAUGAGCUGCCAAAGACAUUAAUGUAUGGGGCAAGGCAAGAGGAUCUUCAGUGAUGCUGAACCUUCCAUGGCAGGCCUGGCAGAGCUGUGCAUUUGUACAUGGAAGCUAACAGGGGUACCUGCUGAGCCUGGGCAACCCAGCACUGGGAGAAUGGAUACAAAUGUAUGUGCAUCUGCCUCACCUAAAGUCUGCUUACAUGGAACAUGCAGAUUGGCUCAAGACUUUGCUUUACUGCCUUUUACUAGUUGUAGUAUUAUUUUAUUUUUAAAGUAUGGAUUUCCUCAUGUCACAGUAACAGUUUUCUGAAACUGAAUGAGCAAGGAUGAAGUCUUGGCUCUGUUGAAAAGCAGAAGUCCUGCCAUUUUGAAACCCCAGAAUUUUUAUUGUUGGAGGACUACAAUAUUUGACUCUCUUUCUUCAGAAACAGUAUUUAUAAGGAAGCUUUUUUCCCCCCCUUCCCCCAGAUACCACAGAGAAAUUACAGCUGUGGUAUAAAAACAAAAAAGUCUCUUCCCUCUUUAACCAAAAGUAAUAAUAAUUACUUUUGUCUUGGUUACCUUUCUUGGGUCAUCUGCUGCUGCCUACCACAUGGUCGCUCUAGGCCUCAUAUCAGUUUAACUACAACAGCUCAGAAAAAAAGUCUUUGACAAAUGUGUUUUGUAAGCCUCAUUUUACAUGCUUUUCUUAUCCACCAUAUGCUUCUCCCAAAUGCAUCUAGUGAUCUUGCCUUUACUUAAGAAGCAGUAGAGAAAUAGUGGAGAACCAGACAGCUCUUUGCCAUAUUUCAAAAAGGCUACAAACACCCAACACAGUGUAUGCAUUGGAUCCUAUGUACUUUAAUACAAGCAUCAUGACUCUAUCCUUGUAAUACAGACAUUUCAUAUGAAUAUUUUUAAUAUUUUUUUUUUUAAUUUGGGAGUUACAACUAUUUGAAAGAGCACAAAUUUGAUGUGACUGGUAUUGGUAUUCAGGUUGUAUGUACAAACUGCACUAUACUGUACUUUUUGUAAACUAAUGUAAGUAGACAAGAAGAUUGUACAACGUGUAGAUCUGCCAACUGUAAGAAACCUUUUCAUAAACUGAGAAUAUAUUGAUUUUUCUUUUUUUUCCUUUUUUUUAAAUAACCCCAAAACACCAAAGUUAGAGCAAUCAUUUUGAAACAGGCAGUACUUACCACUGCUUAUUAGAAUGCUGAAAUAACGUUUGUUUUGUUUCCCACUCACUGAACUAGCUGCAUGGAAGUGGCUAGUGAUAGUCACGUUGUGUUCCCAGUCAUUCAUAAGUGUAAAAUAAAUUGCUUUAUUGGGCAGGGAGGGGGAGGCAGGCAUUAUCUUAACAUAAACACUUUUCCAUUUCUUUGUAGCAUAAUAAUGCAUUUAAAUCUGCAUAUCUUAAAUCCUAAGAUCACUUUAAAUGGCACCCACAUUGUUUCAUGAGAAAAAAAAUAUGCUUUGAUUGUGAGAUAAGUAUUGCAUAUGUGUUGGUUGUACACUAUUUUUUUUUUUGCAAUGCCUGAUGGCUCACUGUUUCUAUGGUGACUUCAUCAUACAUUUUAUCCAUUUCUAUAAUGCAUUUAAGUUGUUUUUAAUUUGUACAUGGUCCAUUUAGUCUUUUCAUCUUUAUAUAAAGUGAAAUUAUGGAAUACAUAAUAGAUCAAGAUGCUUAAUUUUUAAGAACUUAUAUUUGUAAAAAUUUCUCUACUGUGAAUAAAGUCUUUUAAUAUA
Molecule: messenger RNA, 5671 nt
Organism: Apus apus (common swift)
Lineage: Eukaryota; Metazoa; Chordata; Aves; Apodiformes; Apodidae
Gene: MAN1A1
Product: mannosidase alpha class 1A member 1
Exons: 12
Coding region: 262-2208 (648 amino acids)
Biological process (GO): carbohydrate metabolic process; N-glycan processing
Cellular component (GO): Golgi membrane; endoplasmic reticulum; extracellular exosome
Molecular function (GO): mannosyl-oligosaccharide 1,2-alpha-mannosidase activity; calcium ion binding
Source: RefSeq, a predicted model, not a curated record